AUGUAUAGUUUUCUUUCAAAUCUUUAUUCCCAAAUUGCCGUCUAUAUUAAUAAUAAAAAUAUUGGACAAAAAAUUCCAUCUCCAAACAUUUCCGUAUUUAAGAGUGAAUCUUUCGCCGGAAAUGAGUUAUCCGACGAAAUCGACCCGCCGGAUCCGACUUUCUACGACCACCCUAGUCAGCUCGGUUACUCAAUAGAGAGACGAAUGGAGGGUUGGGACCAGAAAGGAAGACAUGGCUGGAUCGGAGCAAGCAAGCGAAUACUUCUGGUCACCGGAUCACAGCCGUAGGCGUGCAAUCAAGUUGGCGAUCACCUUCUACCGAGACUUUUCAAGAACAAGGUACAGAUAUUCUUAUUACAACCUGAAAUGGGCUCUUAUUGGGCCAAACUUCCAAUAAUCCUGGCCGCAAUGUUGGCCCAUUCAUAAGUGGAAUGGAUCUGGUGGAUGGACUCUGACGCUGCGUUCACAGACAUGGACUUCAAGGUCCCAUUAGACUGAUACAAAGAGCACAACCUCGUGGUCCAAGGUUGGCUCAAUAUGGUUUAUUAGGACCGGCCUCAAUGCUAGAGUAUUCCUGAUAAGAAACUGUCGAUGGGCCAUGGACUUAAUGGAUUCAUGGGCCAAUAUGGGCCCCCGAUAAUCUGAGUACGAAAAAUGGGGCCCAAUAUUGAUAUCGACGUUUAAGGACAAGCAAUUUCCACUUCCGGACGAUCAGUCGGCUCUCAUUUAUUUGAUGAAGAAAUGGGGCGACAAGGUUUAUUUAGAAUGGGAGUAUUAUUUGGAGUCGCAUUGGAUUGGGGUGGUGGGGAGUUAAUGAUGAUAACAUUACACGUGGGUACUUGGAGAUGGAGAAUCGAGAGGUAGGGUUGAAGAGAGGACAUACGGGGGUUUGAGAGAACCGGAGAUCGAGAAAGCGGGGAUUAUUAGAAGUGGAGCCGGUCGGAGGUUUAUACUUUUGAGACAACAAGCAUGAAAAUCUAAGAGGCUUGAGCAGUGGAGUUAUACUAAUGUUUAACAACACGGGAGUUUUGAAUAGAACGACACUACUAAUCCAAAUCGUGGAGAGAAUUAUCAAAAAAUUGAAUGACUGUUUUAGAUAAUCAAAGACUCACUUUCAGCUUAGAGUGUGUUUGAAGAGGCUUUAUAUAGUGUUUAUA
Cucumis melo (muskmelon) is the source of this 1157-nucleotide messenger RNA. Its product is annotated as putative glycosyltransferase 7. Gene Ontology annotation, molecular function: galactosyltransferase activity. NCBI's taxonomy places the organism in Eukaryota, Viridiplantae, Streptophyta, Magnoliopsida, Cucurbitales, Cucurbitaceae. Gene Ontology annotation, cellular component: membrane; endosome; trans-Golgi network. The record is from RefSeq and is a predicted model, not a curated record.